UGUGAUCCAAAAGUUUUCCAGGUUUUCCAGGUUUAGUGUUUUCGCUCGUUUUGUGACUAACUGUCAUAUAAUGUUGUCUUUUCUUCUUUUCAGUCAGCCUCAAUAAACGAGUUUAGCUGUGCUUGACUGGUAAAAAUCCUCCCAAAACACAGAAAUGCGUGACAUCUUUUGAAUGUGUAGAAGGUUUUAAACAUCUCUGCGAUAUUAAAGUUCACAGGACUAUGAAUUAUUCAUGGCCGGGCGACGCAUGCACGUUUAAGCAGGUUACUUUCACAAAAAAUGAGCCAGAUAUCUGUCUGAAUUGCAUCUCAUUACAUUCUGACUUUCCCAUCUGGAGCCAGGGAAACAGAAUCCCAUCUAAUAUGGGUGUGUUGCCUCAGCAGAGAUAAUACUAAAUGAGAAAGAAAAAAAGCAAUAUUUGUUCAACUGAUGCGAGAUUUUUGUCGUUUCUUUACUUAAAAAAAUUCUGCCAUAAACGGAUUUGGUAAAGACAUAAAUUUGACACCAAAGUGAAGAAACUUAGAUAUCCGAUGUUCGAAAAUUCUUUAACACUAAAUAUACUCAGCUAAGAAUAUUUUCUGCCAGGGUUUCUGCCGGUUUCAGGUAAAAUCACUCCCUGAUUUCCUGAUUUUGGAGAAGAAUCAGAUCUGUCAGAUCACAAACGCCUCAAUUAACAGGCUGCAGUUUGGUUUGGGGGCGCUGUUGCCUCAUUAAAUUAGGGAAAAUGUCGUGAAGUGAUGUAGGUCAAAAGGCGCAGAGUGGAGAGGUUCCUGUGACUCCACCACCACCAGCUCAGCACAGCAGACACCAGCAGGGAAAGCCACGAGCUGGUUUUGCGCAUGGUCAGUUUCACCUCAGUCAUUUUUCCCCUCUCUCUCUCCCUCUCUCUCUCCGUCCUCUUCACUCAUCAUCAUCCAGCAGCAUCCAUCUCUCCGGAUGGCCACAGCCGUCGGAUUCCUGUCUGGUCGCGCCCUGGGCACCAGGAUUUAGCUGGUUUUAACUCUCCAUCACCGGGAGAAGUGUCAGCGCGACAGUGAUGACAGGAAGAAGAAAUGGGGAUGAAUAACCAUGAAGUGAGGAUGAAGCCGAGUGGAGGUCCAAUGAAGACAUGAGCACAUAUCGAUGGAGUCCUCUUUCAACACCGUAGAGCUCCGGGAGCUGCGAGGGAGUGGAGCCCAGCAAGGCCCAUCUCCGACACUGACUUCAGCACCCUGGACAGCAGCAACGCUGGGCUGCUCCGCCCGGGGCUUUGAGAACGCCUCCUACGAGCAGGAUGAGGAUCAGGACCUCCGUCAGCAGGAGCAACAGCCAACCACAAGUUAUCCGCCUUCCACAUCAGGAAACAGUAAGCAUCAUCAGGAGAUCUCGCCGCAGUCGUAUGAUGAGGAGGAAGGAGGCGGUGGAGCAGGUGGAGGUCAGGAGGACGGUCAGGACUUCACUGAAUUUCGCCCCGUUGAUGACCACUCGGCAGACUAUGGCUUCAUCUUGGCGCUGGUGUUCCUCGUGAGUGGGAUCGUCCUCGUGGUCAUCGCCUACACUAUCCCGCGGGAGCCCAAAGUCGACCCGGACUCAGUUUCGGCGCGGCAGAUGGAGAAGCUGGAGAUGUACUACGCCCAGCUUGGCUCCCACCUGGAUAAGUGCAUCAUCGCGGGCCUGGGCCUGCUGACCCUGGGAGGGAUGUUCCUGUCCGUGCUGCUCAUGGUGUCCAUCUGCCGGGGUGAGAUGUACCGACGCAGGGCGGCAUUCGUUCGACCCAAGAGGACUUAUGGCUCCAUCAACCUGAGGAUGAAGCAGCUGGCGACUGGAGAGGCGGGCUUAGGUGACGGCGGGGAUGGAGGCGAGGAGUUUUUGGUGGAAUGCGCAGAGACGCGGAAUAACGUACAGCCAGAGCCGAGCCGGGACUCCAAAUCAGAACCAGGACCAAGCAAAAACCCUCCUACUUCUCUUCCUGCUGCUUCUUCUUCUGCUGCUGCACGUGGAGUCAACUAGCUCCACCCUCUGCCUUUCUCUGCGUGAUCCCCCAGGUGCAUUAUGGGGAUGCAGGUUGCCCUUUUGUGCCGAGGGGAGAACCACAUCUUAAGCAAGAGGCUUCCCGCCGGAGCUGUUACCCGGCAUGUAGGGAUGAGCUGAGCUUAAAGGAUAUUUAUUCUGACCAAUCACAAGGGAUGUAUGACUUUACAAAAGAGGGCUCAACUGGGUGGAAGACGAGAGGUAAGCCUGUGGCAAUGUGGAUAAGAGCACAUGUGGACAUGAACGGAUGCAUAUCAAAGAUUAAAAUGAAGAUUUCUAGUAUGUUAAUCAGAGUCAUACAAUAUAAAGCACAUUAUGAUAUAAAGCACCGCAGAAAGUAAGAUUAACAUUUUAUUGUGAAAAUUCUUUACUGAUGCUGAAAGGAAGUUCAGUAUUUAAAUCUAGCCAUAUUUUAAGCCCUAACCAGCAGGUUUACCUUAACACACUCACACUAAAUACUUGGCUUGUAAUGCUGCUGUGACUAGCACUAUAACAGACUUCAGAGUAAAUUACUGUAAAAGAAAGAGCAACUCGCUGUCAUACAAAAAACAGAGGCAACAGUUUUGAAAGCUUGGCGACGUUCACCUCCAGCCAUUAACACAGAAGAUUAACCACAGAAAACCCUAAAAAAAGCUUAAAAUGUUCAGUUUAAACCUGCAUUAAGCAAAAUAAGUGAUUGAUUAAAAAGAUGGGACAGAGCUCGUUUGGCUCCUUUUAGCUGCUUGAUUUGGUUUUCUGGCCGCACAGACAGAUGUGGUUUAAUGUUGGGAGGUGGAUUUAAGCCGGAAAGGUUCUCAUUUCGUUCCAUCUGAUAUUUCUGUGACUUAUAAUUGACAAAUUAUAAUUGACUUUUUUGUAGUAAAACUGUCUUUGCUUACUUGUAACAUAAAAUUAAUAUAAAAAUCAUAUAAUUGCUGAUUUUUGUGCCCACAUGAUUAAUGGCACCUGUUGGAGUUUGUUUUUGAUCUUUUUUAGUUGCUAAAAGCUCCACCGUGUUCCCACUUCAUCCCGUUUGAUGUUUGCCUUUUUUUCUCUAUGAUACCAGCCUGCUGGGGCUGAUCAGAGUUGUAGAGUAACAUUAUGAUUCAUUUCUGCUUGUGUUUAUGAUUAUUUUUUUCCUUCAUUAUUCCUUCUCUUUAUCUUAGUACCUUGUUCUUUUGCUGCUCAUCACUGCUCUGUGGUCACCAGCUCACCUCUGGCUUUGUCUAUCAGGGUUUUGACACCAACCUAAACAAGAAGAAAUCUUUUACAAAGCUCAGAAAAUCUAAGAGGAGCUGCAGAUUUAGCUGAUAAUGGGUCUGACGCUGCAAGCUUUCUUAAAUUUCCAGUUAAUUUAUUGUAAUUGUAAAGGUGUCGGGUGAAAUGCUCAUGUUCAGAUGAUAAAAAGAAAGUUUUUCUUAAAAUCACAGAUUCAUCACAGCUGUUUGUGUCUUUGUUGAUAUUCUGUCAGCAGAUUUUUACUAGAGGCAGAAAAAAAACCUCCACGGGGAACUUAUAAGCCAUCAAAUAUUGAUUCUCUUAUUGGCCUCAAACGUCCAGAAUCCAUCUGUCUAUAACCACACAGCACAUGCUGCUGCUUUCACUGUAAGUACAGAAAAUGGCAGCCCAGUGAGAAACACUCCUCUGUGCAUUGUCUGUCUUUAACUCACCAGCUUAAAAGCUGAUUAUGCCCCCUUGUGGUUAGAAAUUGCUUAAUGCAGCUUUAACGUUUGGCUGGAUGCAGCGAGAUACAUAUUACCCAGAAAGCAUUGCACCAGGCGUCAAAGAGCACAGUCGUCUGUAAUGAUUUCUUUUAUUUUCUUAUUUUUCUCUUUGACAAACAGUUUCUGAGUGGAUCUUGGUUGGAAAUCACAGCAGACACUAGAUGAAGGGAAAACAAUUAGUUUGUUGUUAUUUUGUUAUUGUUUUGUUUGUUUGUUUGUUUGUUUGUUUGUUUGUUUGUUUGUUUUAUCACAGAAGCAUUUCAAAAUCAAAAUUUUAAGCCACAAUGAUGAGUAAUUUAACAGGGGUCACAUUCAUUUUUGCAAACAACAGAACCAAAAAAGAAAAUGUGUAAAAAUCGACUUCUCCAACAAGCCUGUUUUACAUAAAAAGUGUCAGUGAAUGCAGCAUCAACAAUAAGUAUCGUGUCACAUAUCCGGUGUCUCGUGCUGCAUCAUCCAAAACUGUUGCCUCAUGCUUACUGAUCAGCAUUUUCUGUGAGCAUCACCUUCCACAGCAGAGACUCCAUCAGAGAGUGAAACUUCAUCUAUAAGCAGCAGCUGAUUCUCCAGAACUUGAAGUCAUAUUUAUAUAAAACUACCCUGUGCUACACACUAGACUUACAUAGACUUUAUGGUUUCUAUAAUUUGAAAGUGCGCAUGAACUUUUUUAGACUGAGCAGUUUUUAUGAUCAGUGGUGGACAAACACUUCAGAUCUUUACUUAAGUAAAAGUACUAAACACAAGAAAAAAGUCCUGCGUUGACUCGAAGGGGACCUGUUGUGUAAAUCCUUAUUUUCUGUCAUAUAUCCUGUUACAGUGAUGGAAAGUCACAAUACUCAGCUUUGGUCUGUAUGAAGUCACAAAGAAAGGAUAUCCUUCAUAUGGUCAUUUCAUUCAGAGAGCACAGAAGCCCCGCCCACCUGCCUUUAAAUAUAUUCUAUUUUUAAGGCAACGGCGAGUUUAAAAUAAGUAAGGAUUAUUUUGAACUUUAAAUCAUGCAAAGCUAUUUUGGUAGAGAACAAAAAUAUGAAGCAUGGUGUGAGCAGAAUUGGCUCCCUUGAUAGUAAUUGUGCACAUUUUGCAAACUUCACGAUGAUUACAAAGCACAGAUCCAUUGUUUGGUUUGUAUACAUUUAGAAAACCGAGAGUAAUGUUGGUGUUAAAGAGAGUGAGUGUUUAUUUUAUCGAAUAAUAAACUGUAGCAGAAAAAAUGGUAAUAAAACAAUUUAAAGGACAUGGGACAAAAAUAAUUAACUUCUAUAACUUAAUGUGUGAGCUCCACUUGUGUUUAAUUUAUAAUGAUCCCUAUAAACAGAUUCUGUGUGAGUAUGCAAACAUUUUUGGGACAGGAAGCCUUUUGGUUUCUGUUUGUAGUCCAGAUUUUGGAUAGAUGCAGGUAAACAGUUCAUGUAGAGAGAAAAUGCAGGAUUACAUUUGUCAAAGUAUAUUAGAUAACCAUUGUGUAGUAUCUUAUGACAGUUAGUUUUUUAUUAACUAUAAAAAAAUUAAAAAUGGAAAUCGUGGCCUGGCUGGUACCACAAAAUUAGCCAUUAUCCCCAGUGGCUAAGUUAUCAGACAUCCCAGUGGGUUCCCAGAUAUUAUUACUAGUGCCUACACAACAUCCAUCCAUCCAUCCAUCCAUCCAUCCAUCCAUCCAUCCAUCCAUCCAUCCAUCCAUCCAUCCAUCCAUCCCCUUAUCCAAUUCAGGGGCACAGGGGAGCUGGAGCCUAACCCAGCUGUCACAGCGCAAAAGCCCGGGUACACCCUGGACAGGUCACCAGACUGUUGCUUUAUUUUGGUGUUUAUCAUAAUGAUAAAAAUAAUCAUAAAAGUAACUUCAGCUGCCAAAAAAUACAGUGCAGAAAAACUAAAGUAAGCUCCACUGAAGGUAAAGUACCUCAGAGUUGUACUGAAUUAACUGUAUUUAGUUACACUCCACCACUGAUUAUAAUCCGAACGUCUAUGAAAGAGUCAAAGCCUAAAAAAAGCUGAUUUCAUUUUAAAGAAGAAACAUUAAAGUGACUUGUGGAUGUUUUUGAGUGGAUUGAACCUUUAAUGACACCACUUAUUUGUAUUAUAUGUACACUGAUGUUAUUUAUGUCAUGUAAGGAUACGAUAUGCCUUAACAAGUAAACACCGGCACUGUACAUUGUGUAUACACUGAUAUUAUUAUGCUAACGUAUUACGGUCUGUAUAGUGAGCCAGUUAGCCAAGGGUAAUGUAGCCACACACACACACACACGCACACAUUAUUGAGUCCAGCUUACAGUGGCGCACACACUGA
This is a messenger RNA of Oreochromis niloticus (Nile tilapia), 5997 nucleotides long. It is a transcript of the gene tmem74b, whose product is annotated as transmembrane protein 74B. Bases 1123 to 1989 code for a protein of 288 amino acids. The transcript has 4 exons. The record is from RefSeq and is a predicted model, not a curated record. NCBI's taxonomy places the organism in Eukaryota, Metazoa, Chordata, Actinopteri, Cichliformes, Cichlidae.